GUUUACUGUUUUUUUUUUUAACAAGUACUUAGCUCAUCAGUUUUCUUAUCUACAAAUCUCAGGUUAGCUUCUUUUUGUGUUAUAGUUUGUUAGGUUUAUAUAUAUAUAUAUUCCAUUUUUAAGUGCAGUUUGUUCUCUCAUGGAGAAUCUUGGGAAUUUUAGAUUGGUUUUUGGGAUUUCAUUUCUCUAUUGUUUACUUAAUCUUUCACUAGGAUUCAACCCUGUAGAUAACUAUUUGAUAGAUUGUGGAUCCUUCAAAAAUAGAUCAAUAGGUGUUCGAGAGUUUGUAGCUGAUAAUACAAAUACUUCAUCUCAUACACUUUCAACCCCAGAGCAUAUUUUUGCCAAUUCUAGUUCGAACUCCAUCUCACUUUACUAUGAUUCAACACUGUAUCAAACUGCUAGAAUCUUCAAUGGACCUUCCCAUUACAGCUUUUCAAUCAAAGAACAAGGGAGGCACUGGAUUCGCCUUCAUUUCUUUCCAUUUGUAUUCCAAAAGUAUGAUAUGAGCAAGGCUAAAUUCUCUGUUUCAGCUCAAAACUUUAGCCUUACUAGAGAACCCCAAUCAGGGAAUGUUUCUGUUGUUAAGGAAUACUGCUUAAAAAUUACUUCUAAUAACCUGGUUCUUAGUUUUAUCCCUGAUUCCAAGUCAUUUGCUUUCAUUAAUGCCUUGGAAGUUCUUUCGAUCCCUGAGAAUGUCGUUCCCGAAGAAGCUAAAACAGUCGAUCGGAAAGGCGAUAAGAAAAGCUUGAGGGAACUUGCAUUGGAGACAGUUGCAAGGGUGGAUAUGGGGAAUUCAACAGUGCUUCCACAAAAUGAUACCUUAUGGAGACUUUGGGUUUCAGAUGAUUCAUAUUUGAUAGACAAAAAUCUAGGAUCAUUUGUGUCAAAUGUCUCAGCUGUUAAUUUUACUGGAGGAUUGGUGACUGAAGAUGUUGCUCCAGCUUCUGUAUAUGGCACUGCCACUCGGUUUAACUUGGAUGACCCGAACCUUAAUGCGAACUUGACAUGGAGCUUUGAUGUUGACCCGGGGUUCGAUUAUGCUGUCCGCCUUCAUUUUUGCGAUAUCGUAAGUAAUUCUACUCAGCAAGGUGUCUUUCUUGAGAUUUUCAUCAAUACACAUUCAGCAGGUCAUCUUGAUCUUGGUUCUCAGACAUCACAUGUUUUAGGUGCUCCAUAUUUCAUGGAUGUCUACACAAGGGCCAGUGCAAGUCGCAAGCUUAAUGUAAGCGUCGGUUCCUCGAAUAUAGUCAACUUCCCUAGUGUCAUUCUCAAUGGUUUGGAGAUCAUGAAAAUAAAUAAUGAUAAGGGUAGGCUUGAUGUCUCUGAAGUUGUCCCCUCAAGAACUUCCAAGACAACACUAAUAGUUGGUGUGGCUGUUGGAUUGUUUGUUUUCGUUGUUUUGGCUGCACUUGUCUUCCUUUUCUGCCGAAGAAGAAGAAGAAGAAAGCCGGAUUCAGGGGGUGGAGGACAAAAUAUUCCUAUGACAGGAAGUGUAUACUCCAAUGGGACUGCCCGCUUUCCUUUCAUAGAGCUCGUAGAGGCCACUGAUAAUUUCAGUGAAAAUUUGGUUAUUGGGGUUGGCGGUUUCGGUAAAGUUUAUAAAGGAGUAUUGAGAGAUGAAACCGAAGUUGCAGUCAAGAGGGGAACUCCGCAAUCGAGUCAAGGUCUCGUAGAAUUCCGGACCGAGAUCGAAAUGUUAUCUCAGUUCCGGCACCGCCAUUUAGUAUCUUUGAUCGGUUACUGUGAUGAAAACAAUGAGAUGAUCAUAAUUUAUGAGUACAUGGAGAAUGGGACACUCAAGAAUCAUCUAUAUGGCUCAAGUCAUCCAGGCUUGAGUUGGAGACAGAGGCUCGAGAUAAGCAUUGGAUCAGCCAAAGGACUUCACUAUCUUCAUACCGGUUCAACAAAGUCAAUAAUUCACCGCGAUGUCAAGUCUGCUAACAUACUACUCGACAAGAAUUUCAUGGCUAAAGUUGCUGAUUUCGGUCUAUCAAAGACCGGUCCAGAUAUUGAUCGGACACAUGUGAGUACGGCGGUGAAAGGAAGCUUUGGAUAUCUCGACCCGGAAUACUUGACAACGCAAAAACUAACAGAGAAAUCAGAUAUUUACUCCUUCGGGGUAGUUUUGCUUGAAGUCCUUUGUGGAAGGCCAGUUAUCGAUCCAUCCCUUCCGAGAGAAAAAGUGAAUUUAGUCGACUGGGCAUUGAAAUCUCACCGCAAUGGGAGAUUGGAAGACAUUGUAGAUCCUAGUGUUGUUGGUGAAAUAAAAAAAGAGUCUUUAAACAAGUUUUGGGAGAUAACUGAGAAAUGUUUGGGGAAAUAUGGAAUUUGUAGGCCUUCAAUGGGAGAUGUCCUAUGGAACUUGGAGUCUGCACUUCAACUUCAAGGGAAUGAAACAAAAACCAAUCACAAUGGUGAGCUUUCUUCCGAAAUCAGCCAUGGCGGGCACUCGGAAACAAGCUUAGAGUUCAGCCGAACCGGUAGCGUAGGCGAACUUGCUGGUGUUUCAAUGACUACAGUUUUUGCUCAACUGUUGAGUGAACAAGAGCAAAUGAGGGGCUGAAUUUCAUUUCAUUCCAGUUUCUGCAUAAGCUUUGUGUUAUGGUUGCAAAUUCUAUAGUUUUUUUCUUUUCUUUUGCUCUUCUAUUUACUGGGAUUUUAUCAUAUGGAUUCAUUAUCAGCUGAAGAAGCUUUGAUGCUUU
Molecule: messenger RNA, 2705 nt
Organism: Gossypium raimondii (Peruvian cotton)
Lineage: Eukaryota; Viridiplantae; Streptophyta; Magnoliopsida; Malvales; Malvaceae
Product: probable receptor-like protein kinase At5g59700
Exons: 1
Coding region: 140-2566 (808 amino acids)
Biological process (GO): protein autophosphorylation
Cellular component (GO): plasmodesma; plasma membrane
Molecular function (GO): ATP binding; transmembrane receptor protein tyrosine kinase activity
Source: RefSeq, a predicted model, not a curated record